AUGAAGUGUCUUGUUGCUGUUUUGGUCUGUGUGGUGCUUGCAGAGGGAAUCGUCAAGAUCCCUCUGCAGAAGCACAAGUCCAUGCGUGAGGCCAUGAGAGAGAAAGGGAUCGUGUUGCCUUACCAGGAUCCAGUUCUCAAGUACCAGCCCGAGUUUAUUAGCUCUAACAACAUGUACAUCAAUAACUACGCUGAUACCACCUACUAUGGCGCCAUCAGUAUUGGAACACCCCCCCAGUCCUUCCAAGUGCUGUUUGACACUGGCUCAGCCAACCUGUGGGUGGACUCCAUCUACUGUAACACUCAGGCCUGCAACACACACACAAAAUUCAACCCCCAGCAAUCCUCUACCUACUCUGCCAAGGGGCAAUCCUUCUACCUGCCCUACGGAGCUGGAAGCCUCUAUGGAACCUUUGGAUAUGACACGGUCAAUGUGGGCGGCAUUGUGAUCAAUAACCAGGAGAUUGGUCUGAGUACAAACGAGCCUGGUCAGAACUUUGUGGUGGCCAAGUUUGACGGCAUCCUCGGCCUGUCCUACCCAAGCAUCUCAGCUGGAGGAGAGACUCCCGUCAUGGACAACAUGAUUAAUCAAAACCUGCUGAAUGCCAACAUAUUUGCUUUCUACCUAUCCAGGGGAGGACAGCAGGGCAGCGUGCUCUCUUUUGGAGGAGUGGACAACAGCCUGUACCAGGGCCAGAUCAACUGGACCCCUGUCACCUCUGAGACCUACUGGCAGAUUGGAGUUCAAGGAUUCCAGAUCAAUGGUAGAGAGACCGGCUGGUGCUCUCAGGGCUGCCAGUCCAUUGUGGAUACUGGAACCUCCGUGCUGACAGCCCCAAGCCACUUUAUCGGUUACAUCAUGCAAGCCAUUGGAGCUCAACAGAGCCAGUAUGGAAUGUACAUGGUGGACUGCAGCCAGGUCAACAACCUGCCAACUCUCAGCUUUGUUAUUAGCGGUGUUUCCUUCCCUCUGUCUCCUUCUGCUUACAUCAUUCAGCACUACCAGAAUGGAUACCAGUCCUGCUCAGUGGGCAUCUCCCCCACCUACCUGCCCUCUCGUGAUGGCCAGCCCCUGUGGAUCUUUGGAGACGUGUUCCUCAGAGAGUACUACUCCGUCUACGACCGCAACAACAACCGUCUCGGCUUUGCUGAAGCUGCCUGA
This is a messenger RNA of Cottoperca gobio, 1161 nucleotides long. Its product is annotated as gastricsin-like. Gene Ontology annotation, biological process: proteolysis. The record is from RefSeq and is a predicted model, not a curated record. NCBI's taxonomy places the organism in Eukaryota, Metazoa, Chordata, Actinopteri, Perciformes, Bovichtidae. Gene Ontology annotation, molecular function: aspartic-type endopeptidase activity. The transcript has 9 exons. The coding region runs from base 1 to 1161 and encodes 386 amino acids.